Talaromyces rugulosus is the source of this 978-nucleotide messenger RNA. RefSeq lists its product as uncharacterized. NCBI's taxonomy places the organism in Eukaryota, Fungi, Ascomycota, Eurotiomycetes, Eurotiales, Trichocomaceae. The record is from RefSeq and is a predicted model, not a curated record. Bases 1 to 978 code for a protein of 325 amino acids. The transcript is spliced from 3 exons.
AUGGCUAGCACAACGUCUCGAAUUCGCAACAAGCUUAACGCGUUAUGGGACGCGCUUCUCCAUAAGGACAUGAGCCAGAAUCUUGGGCAGAAUCAAGUUAUCGAGCCUCUUUUUCUUAAGAGCAAGCAAAUUUAUCUCAUAGACCAUGAUUUCAGCUCCACAAAAGUUGAAGACCGCUAUCCACCUGUGCUAUUCGAACCUUGUCCUCAGAGUCUUCUUGAUAGAAAUCCAGUUGAUAUAGCAGGAUAUGACGAUCCGCAGUUUGGUAACCGCGUCACUGAAUUCCAAGACUAUGUUGCUGGUGCAGAAUUAUCGAGCAUAAGACACUGCACAAAUCGUGUUUCCUCGCAACUCGGGGCAUGGGCGUAUACCUUCACGCGGAGAGAUACAACAUCGGCCUUCGUCAACCUCCAAAUUAUGAGGGGUAUAUAUCCCAUCGAAGAGCCACAUGGUAUCCUCUUGUCAAAAGGAUUCACAAUGUCGACUCGCGACAUGAAAUGGUCAGCAAAUAUGUACGAGCAUAACCUGGUCGUCUGGGAAAAGGAGCUCCCCCACGUUAUAGUGCUCUCUAAACAGUCGCAAAUUGGCACUGAUGACUCUAUUAUGUAUGGUGAGCUAGCACAACUUGUCACCAUCAUGAGGAAUCGCGCCUGCCAACCGGAAGAGGUGUUAAUCGAUGAGGAUCAAAAUUUCGAGGACGAAAAAGAGGAGCAAGACGCCCGGUGGCCCGUACGCUCAAAGUACGUCUUCGGACUCGAGCAGAGAUUUCCGGUUCUGAUGGUGUCUAUUGUUGGUCCCCAACAUGGCCGCAUUUUUUUCGCCUGCAUGGACGGUCAUGAUGACUUGAUCAUCAGGAAAUCCUCUCUCUUCAGUUUCGAGCGCCUUGCAACUGCACCCUGGGACCUUUUUUCUAGGUUUCUUUUAAGUGGUCCACUGUUGGAAGACAAACACGGCAAUUUGAUUUCUCCUCGCCGUUAA